UCAGUUUCAUUAAAUGUAUGUUUUGACACAAUGGUCUGUGGAUUCAUUAAUUUGACAUGUUGUUUGUUUGAUAUAUUAUGUCUAAGAUUAAGAAAUAUCAGUAGGAAAAAAAAUUUGUCUUCCAUAUCAAUGAAAAAUUGCUAUAAAAUGCAUAUUGUUGUUUUACAAAUUUUGGAAAAUAUAAAUUCUUUUUUUAUGGGAUCUGUAACAAUUGUGUUUCUGCUUAUUCUUUUGGUCAUCUGCAGUGGAAUUUUUCAAUUAACUGAGAAAUCGUCAACAAUAAAUGCAGAUAAAAUUAUAUUACUUUAUUAUGUUGCCUUUAUAAUUUUUCAAGCAUACGUGUACUGUUGGUUUGGAACUGAACUUGAAGAAAAGGUUAAAAACUUGGCUAUCACUGCUUAUGAAAUUGAUUGGUCCUGUGCAUCUGUAACAGAAGUAAAAAAUUUGUCUUUUAUGAUAUUAAUUGCUCAAAGAGGAUCCAACGUUUCUUAUAAAGGACUUUGUACUCUCAGUCAUGAAACAUUUGGUUUGAUAAUGAAGUCAUCAUAUGCAGCACUCAAUUUAUUAAAGAAUUAUUCGUAAAUUAAAAAAAAAUAUAUUUUUCGUCUAUUUUAACUGUAUCUCUUAAAUAAUGUAAUAUUAUUUAUUUCAUAUAUACAAACAAAUCGUUUGUAAAUUUAUUGGACUGAAGAUAAAAAAUUCGUUUGUAUAAUAUUAAAAUUAUUAUUUUUAUUAAAUAGAACGUCUUAUAUAAAACUUUUGUUGUAUUGUGUUUCAAUUUGGAAAACGUUGGAGCAAUUGACAACAGAUAUGAAACUUUCAUUCUCUUAUUUUUCCAAUCCAGUAGUUGCCUUUUUCGAGCAUGAAUUAUUUAACUCGUAACAUGUAGAUUUUUACGGGUUUUUAUACAGCCUCUACAAUCCAAAACGAAUGAUCUAAAUUCUAAUUCUAAAUACAAUAAAUUGUCUUUUUUUUAUAAGUAUUAAAUGUUUAUUUAUUAAUUAAUAAAUUAAAAAAAUAUUUAUUUCAUGAAAAGUACAGAAAAAUCAACAAGUCGGAAGUUUAGAAUUUUGACUCAUGAUUGAACUUUAUGAUAGUAAUAGCACUAAAAGAUUUUAAACAUUAUUUACACACAAGUUCACCUUUGUCAGAGCGAUAUUUUGAAAUUGUUUAAAAUCACAAAAAUACAAGAGAAUUAUAGCAUUGCUGGAAGUAAGAAAAUUAUACGCUCCAAUAUGUCUCAAGGAAAAUCGAAGUAGAAAUUAUAGUUUAAACAACAUAAAUACAACUUUGAGUACGAAUCUAAAAUUAAAAAUAAAUUACGUUAUUGUUUAUUUUUAACAAUUUUGCAAAAGUAUUAAAUUUUAAAAAAAAUAAAUGUCAUAUUUUGUGUAACGUUAGGAAUUUUAAACUUAUAUUAUUGUAAAAUAUUUUAAUCAAUAAGGACGUAAGAAAAGGAGCAGGUGCUUCAAGAACAUCUUUAGAAAAUUGGCAGUUGUGCACUUUAUUGAUUGUAAAAUGUAAAUGACUUAGUACUGUAGUACAAAGACCCUCGAUAGAUUGUUUAUUCAAUAAAUUUCAAGAACUGACUUUACAUUUCGUGUGUCGAUGAUGUUAGCUUUCUUCUAUCAUUCCUUAUUUGAUCAUGGAUGUUCUGCCUGAAAAUUUUAGAACCUUAUGGUUGUGUGGUUUAUGGCACGAACACAAAAAAUUUUCUUUAACAUUUUUCAUCUAUAAAAUAUUAAUUUUAUGUUUGAUUUGUCAUAUCUCAUUAGGUCAACUUUUGUUUGUAUUUGUAACAAGUAAAAGUGUUAAGGAAUUAACAACUGGUUUAGUAUUCACUGUAAAAUUCAUUGAAUUAUGUGUUAAAUUAAUAAACUUUUUAUUUAAAAAGAAAGAAAUGGAAAAAUUAUUGACUAUUUUUCGUGAAGAUAUCUGUCAAGGAAUAUUACGAGAGGAAAUAUUUAUUUUAAAUAAAUAUAGAAUAAAAAAUCGUCAAUUCUUCUGGAUAUUUUUAAUUGUCUCGGAAAGCAUGACCACCAUAUAUAUGAUACAAUGUGUUUUAAAUUGGAAUGAAAAUAUGGAAUUACCUUUUCAAAUUUAUGAUCCAUUUAAUUUUACUGACUAUUCGAUGAUGAUACUUUUCUAUAUUACAGAAGUGAUAGAGUGUUCAUAUUCUGUUUGUUUAAAUGUAUGUUUUGACACAAUGGUUUAUGGAUUUAUAAAUUUAACUUGUGGUUUGUAUGAAUUACUUUGUUUUCGAAUAAAAAGAUGUGACAAGAAAAACUCGAAAUUGCCAUUGUCAGUAAAGGAAUGUGUACAGCUACACAUCACUAUUCUUCAGAUUUUAAACAACGUUAAAACAUUUUUUAUGGGUGCAAUUACAAUUAUGUUUGUAUUUACACUAUCUGUCAUCUGUAGUGGGAUUUUUGUCGUAACUGAGGUUAUUUUAAAAAUUUACUUUACAUUUAAAUACAGCUUAUCUUAA
Messenger RNA from Leptopilina boulardi, 2488 nucleotides. RefSeq lists its product as uncharacterized. NCBI's taxonomy places the organism in Eukaryota, Metazoa, Arthropoda, Insecta, Hymenoptera, Figitidae. The record is from RefSeq and is a predicted model, not a curated record. The transcript has 4 exons. Gene Ontology annotation, cellular component: plasma membrane. Gene Ontology annotation, molecular function: odorant binding; olfactory receptor activity. Bases 1646 to 2488 code for a protein of 280 amino acids. Gene Ontology annotation, biological process: detection of chemical stimulus involved in sensory perception of smell; sensory perception of smell.